Aspergillus luchuensis is the source of this 171-nucleotide messenger RNA. RefSeq lists its product as uncharacterized. NCBI's taxonomy places the organism in Eukaryota, Fungi, Ascomycota, Eurotiomycetes, Eurotiales, Aspergillaceae. The transcript is spliced from 2 exons. The record is from RefSeq and is a predicted model, not a curated record. Bases 1 to 171 code for a protein of 56 amino acids.
AUGCGCUUCGCUACUCUUAUCUUUGCUGCCCUCGCCGCUGGCCCUCUGGCUGCCCUCGCCGCUCCUGCCCCUGCAGACAAUGCAGCCAACGCGAAAACCUGCCCAGAUGGCGACAAGAUUCACUGUGGAGGCUGCAACGGCACCAGCUGCCAAAUUGGAUUCAACAACUAG